GUAAAACCCUCACUGACGCUUGCAAAGUUACUCCCUUCUUCUUCAAACAUCGCUAACAGGGCUAUCUCCAUCGAAUGGGUAGCCAAGCAGCUGUUUCAUUCCUCACGAACAUUGCACGCGCCGCCUUCGGUCUCGGUGCCGCUGCUACCGUCCUUAAUUCCAGCCUCUACACCGUCGAUGGCGGCCAACGUGCCGUUCUCUUCGACCGUUUUCGGGGCAUUCUUGACGAAACAGUCGGCGAGGGAACCCAUUUCCUCAUCCCUUGGGUCCAGAAGCCUUACAUUUUCGACAUUCGCACACGCCCUCACACCUUCUCUUCAGUCUCUGGAACCAAGGACUUGCAGAUGGUCAACCUAACCCUCCGUGUCCUCUCUCGUCCCGAAACCUCUCGCCUCCCAGUGAUAAUCCAGAAUCUUGGUCUCGAGUAUGACGAGAAGGUUCUUCCUUCAAUUGGAAAUGAAGUAUUGAAAGCAGUGGUUGCUCAAUUCAAUGCUGAUCAGCUCCUGACGGAGCGUCCCCAGGUCUCGGCUUUUGUUCGCGAGAGUUUGGUCCGGCGAGCUAAGGACUUCAACAUAGUUCUUGAUGAUGUCGCAAUUACGCAUUUGUCAUAUGGUUUUGAGUUUUCAAGGGCCGUGGAGCAGAAGCAGGUGGCCCAACAAGAGGCAGAAAGGUCCAAGUUCGUGGUGAUGAAGGCGGAGCAGGAAAGAAGGGCUGCCAUUAUUAGAGCUGAGGGAGAGAGUGAAUCUGCUAAGCUAAUUUCAGAUGCAACAGCGGCUGCUGGUACGGGGCUUAUUGAGCUUAGGAGGAUUGAGGCUUCCAGGGAGGUGGCUUCCACUUUAGCCAAGUCGCCUAAUGUAUCCUACCUUCCUGGUGGGCAGCAAUUGCUCAUGGGUCUUAACCCUUCACGGUGAUGCUGGUUUCAAUGAUAAUGGUUCUUGGCAAACUUGAAUCUUUUUUUUCCUCCUUGAUGUCCUUCUUUGUUGAAAGCAUUUUUUUUCCACUGGUCCUUCAUUUUGUCCUUCAUUUUGCAGACUGAAUCUGAACAUGUUAACCUUGUUUAAACAAAAAUAGGAAUGAAUAUCAAUUUGAUGCUUGA
Messenger RNA from Neltuma alba, 1096 nucleotides. Its product is annotated as prohibitin-3, mitochondrial-like. NCBI's taxonomy places the organism in Eukaryota, Viridiplantae, Streptophyta, Magnoliopsida, Fabales, Fabaceae. Gene Ontology annotation, cellular component: membrane; mitochondrion. The transcript has 3 exons. The coding region runs from base 75 to 911 and encodes 278 amino acids. Gene Ontology annotation, biological process: mitochondrion organization. The record is from RefSeq and is a predicted model, not a curated record.